AUGCUGGAGACCUAUAUGAACCUCAAUGCCAUAGGCUACAAAUGGGAAGAUAAUGAUAUCGAACAGCAUUGUCGAAGUCCUCAAAGGCAUGGAAGCAUGUAUCUUCAAAUGAUUAAAAACACACAUACUAAAGAGAAAAGCUAUGAAUGUAAUGAGUGUGGGAAAGCCUUUAUUAAUUCCAGGACCCUCCAAAUACAUAAAAUAACACAUACUGGAGAGAAACCCUAUGAAUGCAAUCAGUGUGGUAAAGUCUUUGCUCAGCACAGUCAUCUUCAAGUACAUGAAAGAACACACACUGGAGAGAAACCCUAUGGAUGCAAUCAGUGUGUGAAAUCCUUUGCUCAGCAAAGUCAACUUCUAAUGCAUAAAAAAACACAUACUGGAGAGAAACCCUAUGAAUGCAAUCAGUGUGGUAAAGCCUUUGCUCAUCACAGUGAUAUUCAAGUGCAUAAAAGAACACAUACUGGAGAGAAACCCUAUGAAUGUCAUGAGUGUGGAAAAGCCUUUGCUCACCUCAGUAAACUUCAAGUGCAUAAAAGAACACAUACUGGAGAGAAACCCUAUGAAUGUCCUCAGUGUGGUAAAGCCUUUGCUUAUCACAGUUCUAUUAAAGUGCAUAAAAGAACACAUACUGGAGAGAAACCCUAUGAAUGUCUUCAGUGUGGUAAAGCCUUUGCUCUGCAAAGUCAUCUUCUAAGGCAUACAAGAACACAUACUGGAGAGAAACCCUAUGAAUGCAAUCAGUGUGGUAAAGCCUUCACAUGUCACAGUUCUCUUAAAAGGCAUAAAGUCACACAUACUGGAGUGAAACCUUAUGAAUGCAAGGAGUGUGGGAAAGCCUUUCCUCAUCACAGCACCCUCCAAAGACAUAAAAGAACACACACUGGUGAGAAACCCUAUGAAUGUCAUCAGUGUGGUAAAACCUUUGCUCAGCACAGUGCUAUUCAAGUGCAUAAAAGAACACAUACUGGAGAGAAACCCUAUGAAUGCAAUCAGUGUGGUAAAGCCUUUGCUCAGCACAGUACUAUUCAAGCGCAUAAAAGAACACAUACUGGAGAGAAACCCUAUGAAUGUCCUCAGUGUGGUAAAGCCUUUGCUCAGCAAUGUCAUCUUCAAGUGCAUAAAAGAAGACAUUCUGGAGGGAAACACUGUGAAUGA
Molecule: messenger RNA, 1158 nt
Organism: Mesocricetus auratus (golden hamster)
Lineage: Eukaryota; Metazoa; Chordata; Mammalia; Rodentia; Cricetidae
Product: zinc finger protein 431-like
Exons: 3
Coding region: 1-1158 (385 amino acids)
Source: RefSeq, a predicted model, not a curated record